This is a messenger RNA of Ramularia collo-cygni, 1719 nucleotides long. RefSeq lists its product as uncharacterized. The coding region runs from base 1 to 1719 and encodes 572 amino acids. NCBI's taxonomy places the organism in Eukaryota, Fungi, Ascomycota, Dothideomycetes, Mycosphaerellales, Mycosphaerellaceae. The record is from RefSeq and is a predicted model, not a curated record. The transcript has a single exon.
AUGUUCCAGUAUCAACAUCAUCUUGCGAGCCAGCCGAGCCCGCAAGAUCUCGAUGACUUGGACGAGAGACGGCAAAGCACUACUUCCAGUGCCCUACAGCAAGACUCCGAAAGAAACUCCUUGACCACUAAGGAAGGCGCGCAGAUGCAAACAUUCUCCAACUCGGGCGGACAGACGCCAUACCAGCAUCACCAUCGCCAGGGGAUCGACAGCAAUCCUUUGCCGACCGAUCGCCAGCGUACCGCAAAUCUGAUCAAUCCGACUGCGGAGAUGAUGCGYGGACUCGUGCUUUUUGGGAAAUGGCAUUACAUUGUCGAGUGGAGCAAGGAUCUAACAUCAUUCUCAGCUGCCCACCUGUGGUUCUACUCCACUGGAGGACUAUUUGUGUGGCAGCUACUGCCGAUGGAGAGAAAGGCAAAACUAUGGACGACGUGGAACGAGCAGGCUAUGGACCUUCGCAACGAGUGUGGCGCACGCCUUGCACUCUCAAGUCUACUUCAGCACUUCGCCUCCCUUCACGAUACGCCGCAACAGGAUCUCAAGGCCGUGAGGAAUCCACGCCAGUCUGUGACAGAUCAAGAAGCGGAAGAGAUCGUCAACGUUUUUGAAAUCCUGCUCUGGAAAGCCCGUAACGGCGAUCAUGAAGUACGGCCAAGUCUAUCACUUGAGGGUACUGGAAUGAUUCACAAGCUGUGCAAGAGAGCAGGAACACCUUCCCACUACAUCGUUGAGCUAUUCUGCAUCAUGCGCUUGUGCGGUAUGCCAUUCAGGCUUCGAGCACCAUCGCCAUGGAGCGCCAUGCUUGCUGGCCUAGAUUUCCACCUUGUCCAGGGUGGUUACAUCGCGCAAGACUUUGCGACCUCGCUACAGGACCAGUACUUUGCCGGCGAGCAGCUUCAUCCAGACCUUGGAUCGCAGAACUCAUCUCCUAAAUCCUUACACCACCAGCAGAUCAUCCGUCCCGCAGGGAAUGCCAGUCAAGGAGGGGACGCUGGCGCAUAUCAGUCUCAAGCCAUCGCGGCCCUUGUCCAAACCCAAUCAUUCCAUUCAGGCCUCAACCAACCAGUUCUUCCACCUGUACCUCUGGCCACUUCUGGGUUGGCGCCAGUGGCAGCUCAUCCUCCAGUGACACAAGCUAAUCGUCUGCCGGGUUGCAGUUUCAACACUCACCUAUUUCCAAAUCUCCAGGCUGGGCUCGCAUCCUACUACACUCGCAAUAUCAAAGUUUUCAACAUCCCGCCGAAUGACGAUGAUGUCAACACUGUGAAGCUCGAUUGUCAGCGCCACGUCAACGAGCUAUAUAAUGCCAUGGUGGAAGACCCUAUCUGCACAACGGCGGCUCAGACGAGCGGUGUGGACGUCUACAAGAAAUACAUCGCCGACAAGCUCAAAGACGGUCUAGCUGACGAACGUCAUCAGCGACUUGCGUGGAGGAUGUGGCAAGCAAUCAUCGAGCUGCACGAAACAGGUAUGCACAACUUGGAGUUCGACGAGAUCCAGGUCCAUACCAAUGGAACGCGAAAGAAGCAACUGUGGGCACAAGAUGCGGCCUUGACUCUGCUAGCCCGCCUUCAAGCCGUGAAGGAUACUCUGCGGCAAUACAAGCUGCUCGUCAAGGAUUGUGGACUGAAUGAGCGCUGCAUCCUGUUCGUGGCGUUCCAGCCAUUCAUGGAACGUGCGUUGAAGGAACAGUCGAAGGCCACCAACAAGAAUCGGUGA